AUGGGAAGGCAGAAGCAUUCUGAUUCAUAUCCUGAGUAUAGUAAAAGCCUCUUUCAUAUUAUUAAGCACCAUCCAUUAUGUCACCAUUUCAUACAAAAAAGACAUGCAUACAACAAUUGUGACGACUCCGAAAGAACUCUUACAGGAACCGUACUUGCACAAAGGAAUGAAGCUUUCUCUUGUGACAAAAGGAAGAACCUAAGCCUUGCCAAGUUAAACAUCUUAAAUGUUGAAGAAAAGGUGACACAGCAUUCUCCAGUUGAAAAAGGAUGGUCACAAUGUGAUGCUGCUACAUCUAGCAGCGAUUACUCGGAAUGUAACUUAUGCUGCAAGCAUCAACAAUCGGCGAAAAACGAAUUACUUGUGCCACAAGUUACAGAUAAAAAGAAACUUAGAGUGGAAAGUAAUGCAAGGAAGAAUAUAUUUGGUGUUUCCACUCAUCUAUGCAAGCAUUUUGUUGGCGGUUUGGAAACAACCAACAUGAACAAGAAAAUACUAUUAACAUUUCGUCACGAUCCCGUCUUUCCUUUGGUCUAUCACUUCCAUAAACAACAGCAUUUGCAAAGAGCAAAAACAACACUAACUAGGUCUGAAUCAUUUCCUUUUCCUUACUCAUUAUCAAAAACAAAAGCGAAACGAAGAUUAUACAGCGACAACGAAACAAAAAAGCCGGUUCAAUUUGUUUCAACAAAAACAGCAUGUGAACAGGUCGUGCCGUCGGUGGCAAAAGUGAAAGUAAAUGGAAAUUUCAAUAUGAACGAAGCAUUUAUAAUAGUAAGAGAUGUUAAAUUUUCUUCUGUUUCUGCAAAGGGUCAAAAUAGUCUCAAGCAAAAAAUUGAGCAUGUAACUGGCGAAAGCGGUAAAGAAAAGAUCCGCGUUGCAAUGGAUUCGGUCAUUCAUAAACUUCCUCAAGGACAAGGGAUAUCGGAUCGAUUGAAGAAUGAAAUUUUGAAGAAAUUGACAGAACCUAUUAGUAAAAGAGAAGUUCAACACAAAAGCUUCAUAAGAAGGUCCGUGUCUCUUCAAGAACCGCUCGAAAGUUAUUGUGAAACGCUAAAGAACACCUUUAAAACAGAAGCAAGAAUCUCUCAAUCAGAGAAACUAAAAUUCGGAAAACCAACGGAGCCUUCUCCCUUGAGAAUGAUGAUACCUCUUCAAAGAAUUCUUUCAUUACCUGAUCUUCAAUCUUUUUCCUAUGCUUCUCAGAAGGGAGAUAUUUCUGAUUGGACUCAAGAAAAUUUUGCCAUCAUAGAUAAAAAAGAUUUGGUGAUUAGUAAUAUUGUCAAAUCAUCAGGUUCAAUAUCUAAGCCGGGGUCUAGUGAUAAAUCGACCAAUGUGGUUCAAAAAAUGGAGAUUCAAACCAAGAAGUUGAACUAUGAGAUUCCUCAAAUUCAUGUAGACACCAAACUCAAAGAAGAAUUCAACUAUGUGAAAUAUGUACUUGAAAUAUCUGGAUUCACUAGCAAUGAAAGCAUCUCACUAUGGCAUUCUAAAGACACUCCACUUGAUCCAUCACUAUAUGAAGAAAUGGAAAAUGAUCCUGAAUUUUGUGGCAAAAUAGGUGGUGAAUGUAAUCACCAUGUAUUGUUUGAUUUGAUUAAUGAAACAAUGUUGGAAAUUUAUGGUAGGUCAUAUGGUUACUCUUCUAUGGUAGGGUGUCACAUUCUCCAUAAAGUGUGGACUCAUAUGAGUAAGUCUUUGUGUUUGAGAUUUAAAGUUGGUCAAAAGAUAGAUGAUCAUGUAAGUAGGGAUUUAGCAAAAAAUGAUGGGUGGGUUAACAUUCAAUUUUAUGAUGAAUGUUUUGGUUUGGAGGUGGAUCACAUGAUUUUUCAUGAUCUACUUAAGGAAAUUGUGUUGGAUUUAGCUUGCUUGUGA
This is a messenger RNA of Lathyrus oleraceus (garden pea), 1875 nucleotides long. RefSeq lists its product as uncharacterized. The transcript is spliced from 4 exons. The coding region runs from base 1 to 1875 and encodes 624 amino acids. The record is from RefSeq and is a predicted model, not a curated record. Lineage: Eukaryota; Viridiplantae; Streptophyta; Magnoliopsida; Fabales; Fabaceae.